Molecule: messenger RNA, 696 nt
Organism: Ahaetulla prasina
Lineage: Eukaryota; Metazoa; Chordata; Lepidosauria; Squamata; Colubridae
Gene: CENPH
Product: centromere protein H
Exons: 9
Coding region: 1-696 (231 amino acids)
Biological process (GO): chromosome segregation; kinetochore assembly; mitotic spindle organization
Cellular component (GO): nucleus; kinetochore
Molecular function (GO): kinetochore binding
Source: RefSeq, a predicted model, not a curated record
AUGGAAGAAGUGAUGGAGGAAGGAGCCCGUUUGCUCUUCAACGAAGAGAAAGAGAAGAUGCCGAACUUGCUCAAGCUCUAUCGAAUCAAGGAACAAAUAAGUCAGCAUCUUAUGGAAUAUAAUACAAUAAUCAAUUCAGCAGCUGCAGAAAAGAUUCCGGAUCAAGAUAGAAAUGAAAAAAUAUUAGAGGGUUCCAUAGAAGAAUUGGAAAGAGAUUUGGAAGAGAUGAGGCUAUCAUAUCAAAACAAAACUUUAGCAUUACAAAGGAUCCAAAUAACUGAUGCCCUUAGAACCAAACUGAAAAAUGAAGAUGAUGAUUCAAAGUUUAUCUGGGAUACCAUUAAACAUAUCAUGAUGCUUAGUACAGCAAUACUUAAAUCAAAGCAGCAAUCCCGUGAACUGGAAGAAAAAUUGAAUGAGGUUAAGAAGAGCAGACUAGAAUUAAAGCGAACUGGAGAAUGUAAACUGGCACAAAUAUAUGAUAUGAAGAGAAAACAAAAAGAGGAUUUAGAAAAUAUGGAAGUUGGUGAAAUGUUGAAGAAAGUUCGUAAAAAUUUACAAAAGGAAAUUCAGAUGACUACAUUGGUUCAAAACAUUUUCCAGAACCUUAUUACUGGAAGUGGAGUCAAUUGGGCAAAGGAUGCAGCAUUGAAGACAAUUGUUCUACAACUGGAGAAAAAUGUGACUGGCAUCUGA